Messenger RNA from Cuscuta epithymum, 3572 nucleotides. NCBI's taxonomy places the organism in Eukaryota, Viridiplantae, Streptophyta, Magnoliopsida, Solanales, Convolvulaceae. The record is from the annotation of a GenBank genome assembly.
GUAAUCUCAGAAAUCCCAUAAAAAAGCUCGUAUUUUUGCCUUGUCGGCACCAAACUCCCGUAAAUCUAGAAAACACCCCCCUGAUCCAGAAUCACCAAAGACAUUUCCCCAUUAUCAUCAUGAUCACUCAGAGUCUAAUGAUAUGGGAGGAUUCAUCGGAUUUGACAAUGAAGAGGACGAAAAGGCAGAAAUACAGAAGCUUCAAGAAGAAAUCUCUUCUGGAAAACCAUCUUCAACCAAGCCUACAACCAUAACCCCCUCUUCUUCUUACACUUCUACUCUGCCAGAAUCCAAAGGCCUGGGAGGACCAACUAACACUGGUCACACAUCCUCAUCUGCUUCAAAACAGCCUACUGUACCUUUGGAAGCAAUCAUGGGUGUUGUAGCAGAUCUUGAGACAAAUCUGAUGGGAUGCGUCAAAGCCCUAGUCGAUAUACAGAAGAGCUCGUCCUACAAAGUUGCAGAUAUCGAUACCUACAUGCAAGGUGACCUUCGACAGAUGAUAACAGAAGACAGCAACAGGCAGAUCGGUGUUGUUGAGGACCAGAAGAUCUUCAAGAAAAUGACCAAUGAAAGAUUGGAUUCUCUAUCAAAAUCUGUCAUGGCCAUACAGAUUGCUGUGUCAACACUGCAAGGAAAGGUUGACAGUCAGAAUACUGCUCUCUCCUACUUGAUCAAGACGCUUGAUGAGUUUAAAACCUAUAACAAGGAGAAGAGCAGGCAAAUGAACCAGAUUCAGGUUCUUGUCCAAGAGUUGAAGGACCAAGCCAAUAAACAACAAGACUCGCUUGAUGGGUUAGCUAGUGUCAGCCAGACUCUGCCUAAUGCCAUUGAGGACCUCAAAAGUAAGCAGAAGAAUGAAUUUCAAAAGCUCCAAUUCCUCAUUGGUGAUCUUGCUAAUGCUAAAAAGGGGAUAAAAGAGGAAGCAAGUCCCAGAGCAUCCCAGAAUUGACCUCCAGAUUUCCAUGCCCAAACAAAGCUUGACCCCACUUUCCUCAGAACAGGUCGAAUGGUACUAUAAGCAGAAUCGUCUCAAGAAGCCUGCAAUUCUGCCACCACCUCCUCUGCCCAAACUAGGAAAGAAGUCCAAGUAUGCUACAUUCGGCUUGACAGAUUGGCAAAGGCUAAAUUUGACAUUGCUACCAGAUGGCUAUCUAGAGAUCUAACAUGGUGGAUCCGUUGAUGAAGCAGAGAAAUGGUGGAAUUGGCAGGGAAGAACAAGAACGAAGCAUUUUGCAACUACCUAGACUGUCAGCUAACACCAGAGCGGGACUAUUUCAUCCGUCCAAAGGAGCAUGCUUGUUGGACCAGUCAUGGAUUUGUGCUAGGUGUAGCUCGGAACCUCUACAGCAUAAUGCUUGCCAUGCUUUCCUAUAUGUCUAAAAAUGUGCUCGGCAUUGUACUAGCUAAUUGUUUCCAAGUUAUUUCUUCAAAUUUGAGGUGAUGUAUUUGACUUCAGUUUCGUUUUUCAGGUAUGCUAACCUGUCUUUUUUUUAGAGUUCAUUUUUUCCCAUGCCAGAGAUAGUACUUGUGAAUCGAUUUAGAGAAAUGGAGACUUAAUUUUCAAUGCAUGUUAGUUAAUUAAAAAAAUGGUAUUUAACCUAAUUAACUAGGUUGGGUAUUUAACCACCCGUUAGUAUGGAAAUGGUAGAGGCCAAGGGCCAAAGUCACUUUUUGGCAAAUUUCAGUCCAAGUAGUAAUUAUUCCAUGUACUAAUUACUUUGUAUUCAAUGAAUUAGAUUACUUGAGGUAAAGCUAUGGCCAACAAAACCAGGCUUGUAACUGUUAUGUCACAAUUGUUCUCACAUCUAUUCAGUUACAUUAGUGCUCAAAAUUUUAGAUUCUAAAAUAAAUUUAAAUACCAUGGGGCACACAUAUCACAUCACCAGUGGAUUUCACCUGUGCUUACUCUUGCAGAUUUAGAACUUGUUUGAUGCCCGAUCUGUGAUUUCAAUACAUGUGAUGGUAAGCUAAUUAAGUCUGCAAUGGGGUUUUCAUUGUCUGAGAGCAGUAUAUUUAUGGAUGUUUAAGAACUUGAUGAACAGGACAUUCAUCUACAUAUUGGGUCCCUAUUGGUGCCAUUUUCAGGAAAAGUUUUUUUCAAUUUUUGAUAUCUUUGUGUUUCAGGACAUGAUAAAUUUGAGACUCUAGGUGCCUUAGUUCAGACAUACUGUUGGCAACCGGGGGAGGUAUAGCAUGGCAAAUAUGGCAUGCUUUGGAUGAGUUAAUGGUAGGUAGGAAAUUUUUGUACAUCGAUUCAUUUGCCCAUAAUUAUUGCAUGUAAUUAUUAAGUUUCUGGUCUGUAAUACCUACUUUUUGUAGCAUUGGUCUUACUUCUUCCUAAUCAGCAAUGAAUUGCAAUGAAUCUAUCGUGUUGCUUUUAGUCAAUUAUUGCUGCAGUUUGGCUUAAAGAAAAAAGCAAACUGAUGUUGUGCUACUCAAAGAUAGUGUGAGUUCUUAUGGAGAAUAUGAGUGCAGUAUUUAUCAGAAAAUAAGGCACACAAAGAAGAGAGUCACAUAUAAUUGGAGACGUACACCUCUAGGGUUAAAAUGUAUCCUAGAGAGCUCAAUACUCAAUAGCAUUCCUAAAAGAAUGAUUGCUAAUAACAGAGUGAUACUAAUAAAUAUGCCAUAGUUUCAAAUAAGUAUUUAUAGGAGGCUGUUUUGUAGUGUUAUCAUAACAAUAAACAAAUUAGGAUUGCCCUCACUAAAAGCCUAAAGCACCUGGCUUAGGUCAUGCUAAAAAACACACAUUGAACUAUAAUGAAAUGAUGAGUAAUAACUUACAUGUACCUUACUAGAAGUACUACAAGAAUGAAGAUAUGGAUUAAGAGCCCAAGAAUGCUUUUGGCAUUAUCAGGGAUUCGUAAAUAAGCCUAAUUUGGCAAACAAUUUAUUUUAUAGAUGCAAUUCAGUUGAAAAAUGAAUACGCAUUCUAACCAAAUAACCCAUAGUCAUAUAUCAUUGGAGUGCACGUUGAUAUAACAAAUACCAGUGUGUCGUCUCUGAAAUUUGGUCUAGGUUUUUCUUAGGAUUCCCAACAAUCUUUGCAAUUUCCUAAAUUUAAUGAGGUUUUAAAGAUUAUAGAAAAAGUCAUAUACAGACAUAAGUUUCUCUUCACCUUUUGAAGAGAUAGUACUUCAAAUUAUAUCCUUUUAUGCAUGCUUUAUUUUUACUUUGCCUUUUGUCUCUCACCUUAAAUGAGAUUGAUCUUUUUUUCUGUAGUUAUCCCAAGAAAGAAGGAAGAGAGUUUUCUAGUAAAAACAGUUGAUGGUCCUGCACUAUUAAUUUUUCAUUUGGGAGCUAGUCAUUGGCGGUUCUGAUAAUCUCUGUCAAUCUCUUAUUUUGAAGGCGUUACAUAACAUGAAAAUUUAAGCAUCCCAAUCAUCUUGUCUAGUUUUAUGACAUCUCUUAUUUCAUCUUUGUUUUACUUUAUCUUUGUAUUUGGGAUUAUUAAUUUUGUGAAAGUCAUGUGAGAAUAUAAAAUGAGGACAUAGAGUAUUACUUUCUAGCUAAAAUAUCUUGAAUGGUAAAAUACUGCACUCGUUCUUUUAAAUUUAAAUGGUCAUGCA